This is a messenger RNA of Pocillopora verrucosa, 4896 nucleotides long. Its product is annotated as condensin-2 complex subunit G2. NCBI's taxonomy places the organism in Eukaryota, Metazoa, Cnidaria, Anthozoa, Scleractinia, Pocilloporidae. Gene Ontology annotation, biological process: mitotic sister chromatid segregation. Gene Ontology annotation, cellular component: nucleus; condensin complex. The record is from RefSeq and is a predicted model, not a curated record.
UAUUAGCUAGAAGUUGUUUUUCCAACAGUAGGUUGUUUUGUUCUCAGAUAGCGUUCGUUGUAUGAUGAAUCAUAGAGAACAGUUUUUGAACUCUGUUGGAAACGAUUCUCCGCAAGCUUUCCUUCGUUUUAUAGAACAGCACAACUCAAAGAAUGAUUCAUUUAACAUUGAAGAGGCUUUGCAGACUUUGCCAAAAAAAGAUCACGAAAGGUUGUGGUCCGGUCUCCGUGACAUGACACGCAGACUUUUGUUGACAAAUCCUGUUGGCUCUCGGGAAAAUGAUGACUCUGAAGACGAAGGACCUUCGGAGUGGCCUGUUCUUCUGUCCUACCUGGAAGGGGUCACAACAGUGGGCCUCUGUGCUCUUGUUGUGAUGCCAGAGAAGUCCACACAUGUCCCUUCAGCUUUGUUGGAAACAGCUGCCAUUCUUCAUGGUCUUUUAAUGUCCCUGCCUGAAGGAUCUGAAUCCUUGCAGAAUGAUAUUGCCCAGCUGUGUGAACUUUGGUUUCUCAAUGAACUGGAAGGAAAGGAGGAAUUGAUCACUCAAACUUUCCCAUACCUGAUAAUAAGGAGCCUUGGCCGAGGAUUGGUUUCUGAUGUUAAACGUGUGUGGGGUUUACGCCAGUGUCUUCUUCUGAUGGACUUUGAUGAUGACUCUUCUGAAUCAUUAAAGCAACUACUACAUCAAUGUAUGAUACACCCAACAUACCUCAAGUUGGAGGAGGGACGUCGUUUCUUAAGCUAUUCAUUUGGAUUGAAUCCUGGACUGGCCAAGGAGUUCCAUAAAACGAUAAAAAACCAGAUUCCCUACUGUACUAUGAAUGUCCUGAGUUUGUAUGGUGAAGUUUAUUUUCGUGCCUGGAGAGUUGCUUCUGGAGCUUACUUAAAGGUUUUAGAAGAAAACUGUAUUCAAGACCUGAUGUUUGCUGCUGUCCAUGCACAGCGCACUGGUACUAAGUCAAUGGCAUCAAGACUACGAAAGGUUUUAGAAUACAUUCAUCAGCAAAAGAAGCAAAGAGGAGUUGAUGAAGCUCUUCUAAGGUUGUACCAGCCAAUUAUAUGGAGGGCAUUUAAAGUGGCAAAUCCUAUGGUCAGAGCCAAUGCAGCAGCUCUGUUGACAGAUAUAUUUCCGUUGCAAAAUCCAGAUGCUGGGAAUGAAGAGAUUGAUGAACUUCUACAGAAGCAGUUUGAUAUUCUGAAGGACUUGCUUGGAGAUGCACAUCCUACAGUGAGAGCCACCGCCAUUCAUGGUGUCUGUCGCAUCACCGGGGUAUUCUGGGAGCUUAUUCCGGCUCAUAUCAUCAAGAUGUUUCUAACAAAACUGGUAACAGAAUUGGCUUUUGACACGUCCUCUAGUGCUGUAAGGGUAGCAGUUUUUCAGGGCUUAAAAUUCUUGCUGGACAAUCGUCUCAGUCACCCUCUAUUGAAGCCGUUGCUGAGCAAUUUGCAAGACCUGGUGCAUGAUCAGGCGGAGAGAGUGCGGGUGGUUUUUCUUGAUGUUUUGCUGUUAGUCAAAGGCCUCAAGGCAAUAAAGUUCUGGAAUAUAGUGCCACUAGAACAGUUGCUCGCUCAGUUGGAGGUGGAACAGUCUGCGGCAGUGAUAAGGAGACUUGUCAAACUGCUUGUCAAUUCAUUUCAUCCCACUAACAAGAGUGUUGAUGUACAGGCCACUCGGUGUUCAGCUUUGUGGCAAUCCAAUCCUCUUGCAGCCAGGAAAUUUUAUCAAUAUGUUCACCUACACACAACCAUAUCAGCAACAGGCAAGUUCAUAGCAUUUCUGGGUAACUGCCUGGUGAAGUGUGCAAAAAAUGAACAUGAUGAAAGUCUGUCCUUGGAACCUGUUAGCCAAGCUGAGGACAAGGAGAAUUCUGAGUGCUUGGAGAAACUGGGGACAUAUGAUGUUAACACACUAGCGGGCCUGGCUGAGACAAUAGCCAUCUGUUGGGGAGGUAUCAAGGACAAAUUGGACAAGAGCGCCAACGACGCAACAAGGUCAAAGUUGGUUGAAAAGUUCACAAACGCUCUUCCCAUUCUGUUUGGAGUAUUUAAGCAAACCCGCAUUCAGGCAGCUUGUUUAGUAAUUGCUGGAUUUCUUCCGUCCUCAUCACUGCCCGCCUUUAGCGCCAAGUGUCUUUCAUCUCUAUCCAGCUUGCCUGCCAGCUCACUUAGUUCAGAGUACGGUCCACUGUUGAACUGCCUGUGUUCCUGGGACAGAACCACUGAUGUACUGGAGCUUAUUAAUGACUUGAUAGCUUCUAGAAUGACUGGACAAAGAAAAGAUAUCAAAAUGGGAGAAAAGACACGACACAGAAAGAAAUCUGUUACCUUCCAGCUGCCUCCAGAGAACAAACACAUGUUGGCAUUGGAUUUUCUUUCUUGGAUGAUGGGUGAGCCCACGUGCCGCACAGCAGUGCAGGAGCACCACGACAAAUUACGAAAGAUAGCUGAUAAUUUAAGGCUGAUUAUGGCGAUCAUUGAAUCUCAUCUUACAUCAAUUGACUCAGUACCAGUCCCUUUGUCCGAAAGUGACGUAGAAUUCUUUCAGAAGGCUUUCCAGGCAUACUGUCUGUCAGAAAUCCACUUACACCACAUGGAAAAGAAUGAUGAUCAUGAAGGAGCUUUGACAGCCAUGGAAAACGUGCUUGUCUGGGGUGACAGAGUAUUACUGCCAGUAAUUAAGCAGGACAGGAAAGUUUCUGAUGAAUCGAUGAAAGUAGCUACUGGUGCCAAACGUGUUCGCGAGGAGGAAAAAUUUUGUUGUUUGGUAAUUCACUUAGUAGAGACUAUUUUGAUAUGCCUGAGCGAGAUAUUCAUGCUUCGAAUGGCCGAGAAAAAAUUCUAUAACCAGGCGGCAGUUUUUACAACAUCGGUAGCAAAAAUCGGUUGUAAAGCAGUGGAGUUUUUACCGCAUCUUUCCAAGCUGCUUUAUCAACUUGCUGAGAGCGUGCUUUUGAGUGAUGAAACAGGAAAUGUCACUGUUCAAAGUGGGCCUGUGUCGAUUGUCCUGACAAACAUACUUCAAAUAUUGACUGCUUGUGACAGUACAGAAGUGGAUGUUCUACCACAGGCACUUCUCACUUUUCGUCCCGCCUUGGCUGAAGUUCUCCAGCUUACAGAGCUUGGUCGGAAACGCGGCAGCGGAUCUAAUGCUUGUUUCUUCAAACCACUGGUGUCUGCUGUAUUGACAAACAUCACGCAACAGACGCACGUUGUGGAAGAUGUCACCGAUGCUGUGCCUGAGUUACCCACAUUUGCAAGUUUUAUUGUGAAAAUAAUAACAAGCGCUCAUGCCUUGUUGAGAUCCUUCUCGUUGGAAUUGAAAGAGCAGGUGUUGUCCGGAGCAGUCGAUGAAAACAUUGACCAACAGGGAGCUGUUAUUUCACUUCUGGGCGCCCUUGGAGGAAAAUCUGAGACAAACGUCAUUAAGACUUGCGCUCUUCACAUUGACGAACAGUUAAAGACUUGUGAUCGAGGCGAUUUUGUGGAACAAAGGAAGGACAUUCAACGUGCCCGUUCACAGGUCCAAACAUUUCUCUCCAAGUUACAAAUUGUGACAUAGAAGGUUAAAACAGAGGGCUAAUGUAACAGACUUUUUUAGGUAGUCUAUUGUGUCAAAAUUAGUAUUUGACUCGUUUUUGUUAUGGAGCAUGUUAUUUGAAAGGAAAGUGUUUUUUAGCGUUUUUCGACUGUAUACACGUGGCUCGUACUUGUUCUCUUGGAGGAAAUUGCGAUCUGAGAAACAACUUUAGCUACGUUUUUGGCGCAUUAGUUUGUUAUGAUGAACUUCAGACAAAUGUUGAAAUUCUGUCAUAAAAUACUUUCAAACUGGACAGGUUUGUAACAAAAAUAUGAAUUCUGCCUCUGUUAUCAGUUCCUCCCCUCAUAGCUUUGUUUGUGGGUCGGCUGGUUGGUGUAAUUACUCACAUUUCCGGAAAAUAUUUUUCAUCAGUGGUACGAUUCUUCUUUGAAUCCAUUUUAGGCCCAUAUACUCCACGCAGGAUAAAUUUAAAAACGCAGCACCAUGAGAGGACUAGUUAUUUUUCGUCCUCAUUACCAAGGCAGGAACCCCUGAUUGCAUUCUUGGAAAUGCGUCGACUAGAGUCCGAUUCUAGACACUUGCGUCUGGCUUUGGGCGAUAGUGUUUGAUAUAAGACACCAGUGUCCGAUGCUAGAAACUAGUGUACGAUUUUGGAUUCUAGAUACCAAAUGGACAUAACCUGGUACUUUUCAUAGAAAAACUGUACUCUCCAAUCUGUCAUAUUUAGAACUAAGCAGGAGUUCCACCCCACAAUAUUUAGACAUGGGACUCAGACAAAGCUUUCGAGUGCAAUGAUUAGUUUAUUGGGGUAGUUUCACGCGACCUUUAAAAAGUCGAAAGCGUCACAACGUAACGGCUUCCUGGUCUGAAAAUUCUGGUUACAACAAAAAUCAAGUGAGCCGUGAAAGUGAAAGUGAGCCGUGAAAGUGUGAACACGAGUUAACCCUUAAACUCCCAUGAGUGACCAAGACAGAAUUUCUCCCUACAAUAUCAAUACAAUAUCAAGAAGACAAGUGAUGAGAAUAAACAAACAUAUCGAUCAAGGGACUCUUAGUUGAUCCAAUAUCAAAUUCUCUGAACCAACUCUAUAAAAAUUGUAUGGCAGAUAAUGAGGAGCAUUACUAAUGAGAUCUUGGGAGUGAAUGGGUUAAUAGACCCUCCUCAAAUUGGCGACUGGAAACAAAGACCAAUGAUAAAAACUGCACUACGAGGUCAAUAAAAUAAAAACAAAACAAAAAAACGACAACAAAAGCAUUCCCCAUGGGAUUAUUUUCCGAAGAUUUGUCAAAAUAAAUUGUUAUUUCAUCCAAGAAAUCUUAAUUAUAAUUCAAACGAUAUGAAAAAAACAAACAAGAACA